Messenger RNA from Caenorhabditis elegans, 992 nucleotides. RefSeq lists its product as uncharacterized. The transcript is spliced from 5 exons. The record is from RefSeq and is marked reviewed. The coding region runs from base 432 to 887 and encodes 151 amino acids. Lineage: Eukaryota; Metazoa; Nematoda; Chromadorea; Rhabditida; Rhabditidae.
ACAACUUUUGUUAUAUAGACCCUCAAAACUCUAGCUCCAUUGGUAAAAAAUUUGAAUGUGGUUUGUUGGAUACAUUAUACAAGUUGGAAUUGAUAGGAAAGCCUACCAACGCUGUAAAAAUAUCUGAUAGUUUGAAAUAUGAAAGUGAAGUAAUAUUUGUUUCUGCAACUUCCGAUGAUCAUUUCAACUAUAGUUUGAAGUCGUUGGAAUCCAUACGAAAAUUUUAUCCAUAUCAGAAAUACAUCCUUUAUGGUCUAAAUCUGAGCACAAGUUAUGUUAAUUCGUUGCCCAAAGAUGAAAAAUUAGAAUUCCGACAGUUCAAUUCUUCGUGUUAUCCUAACUUCGUGAACAAUUGGAAGUAUCACUUCAAAGGAUUAAUAUUAGCUGAGGUACUCAGAGAAUUUCCAAUUAUUUGGUGGAUUGAUGCCAAUAUGAAAAUGAUAAAACCUGAUGUCAUCAGCAAAUUAUUCAAAGAAAUCGCUUCAAAGCGAAUAAGUGAUUAUUACUCGUCGUUGAUUUCUUUCCGAGAAACUGAUCACAGUAACUUCGAUGUUUUACAUCCAGACCUACUAUCCUAUUUUCCAUCCGACUCCAUUCAACUUCUACAACAAGAACGUCAAAUUGGACCGGGAAAUAUGUUUGUUGUUCGAACAAAAUAUACACUGAAAAUUGUAAAAUGGUGGGUCCUCUGUUCACUUACAGAGAAUUGUAUGAACCCUCCUGGAUCUCAACUGAAAUGUCAUUUUGAUAAAAGCCGAGAGCGUCUACAUGCAAAUUGCUACAGAUAUGAUCAAUCGGUAGUUAACUUGUUGUUACUUAAUGAUUUCAAGAAAAUCGAAAAAUACUUGAUGAGAAGUCUGAUAAAUUCUUUCGAAAGGAUACAUUGAAAUGCAUUUUUCAUUAAAUUCAAUUUACGAAAACUCGUUCCAUCAUUUUUUUAAAUUAUACUUUUUAUUUGUUUAUUUUCCAUUAAUAAAGCCAAACAAAUUGAA